Messenger RNA from Haliotis rubra (blacklip abalone), 567 nucleotides. RefSeq lists its product as uncharacterized. The transcript has 4 exons. NCBI's taxonomy places the organism in Eukaryota, Metazoa, Mollusca, Gastropoda, Lepetellida, Haliotidae. The coding region runs from base 87 to 500 and encodes 137 amino acids. The record is from RefSeq and is a predicted model, not a curated record.
UUGUCCGAUGGAAGCCCAAAUAUUAAUAAAGUCUGUUUGGGGUCCAUCUGGACCCCAAACCGCUAAGGGUCCGCAAAUUGUAGUUCAUGGGGUUUCUGGCGCCACAUUUUACAUCGGGAAUCAUGGAGGCUGCACUGCGAUCAGCGUUUACUUCUGAGAGUCUCAAUUGCCCUGUUGGACUGGAACACAUCGUGUUCCACACAGGGAAAAAGCGGAAGGAUGUGUAUCGAGCAUUGUAUGGUGCGCUUGUGUAUGGAGAGAAGCUGGCACCCCCGGGAACCACCUUGGUCUAUCCGACUGCUGUGCGGGAGGCAGUGAGGGGUCGUUUCCCGGAGGAAACUUCAGGAAAAUACGAUGACCAAUACCUUACCAAGGGUCGCCAUGUCACAUUGGCAGAGAUAGCAUCAUUGAAAUUGAGGGUCCCCCAAACCUGUGCCAAGUGUCGGGCAACAAGACCAGCCAAACCAGAAAGAACCAGAUCUUCCACUGCCCCAUACUGAGGAUACUUGUGCUGAAGAACACACUUUCUUACUACAUACAUUGUAUUAAACUCAAUUUCACAAAGAA